Messenger RNA from Cyphellophora attinorum, 1149 nucleotides. RefSeq lists its product as uncharacterized. NCBI's taxonomy places the organism in Eukaryota, Fungi, Ascomycota, Eurotiomycetes, Chaetothyriales, Cyphellophoraceae. The transcript has a single exon. The record is from RefSeq and is a predicted model, not a curated record. Bases 1 to 1149 code for a protein of 382 amino acids.
AUGACUACGCCGUCACCGUCCAGUGCGCCGUACAAGCACACUGAUUGCAUGCCAAAGCAUCUCCGCCAGGAGCUAGAGGCAUUCGGCUCCACAGCCUGUCUUGAAGAUGGUAUCCUGGUGGAAAAGCAAAAUGUUGUCAGGAACUACGCUGGAAGAACGUUUACUUACACACUCCUACACACCUCAGAACUGCUCAAUGUCAGGUGGUAUCAAUGCACAUCGCGCCGCAACACAUCUCGAGGAGUCCUAGUCGCUGUUGGACCAAGUAUGCCUCAACCCCAAAUCAUCGCACGAUCACCCUCAGGCGCGCCCAAGAGGUUUCGAGUGUGGCAAGGACCAGAGAAGGGAUUCAGGGGGUCCGCCUGGGAGAUCGUGAAGAAUGCUGUGGUGACCGGUGGUGGCGGUCGUUUCGAGAGAGGACCGUUGAGGUCGAACGUGACGGAGUCACAGGCGGGCAGCAAACUAGAGGAUGCAAUCGAUGUCGCAGAAGACGACAGCGAUAUUGAUCCUAAGCCAGGUGCAGGACCGAAGAAAGAGAUGACGUUGGCACCGCCGCCCUCCACACCAGAAUCAAGCACAACAACAACUCUCGUACCUUGCCCUAGUAGCGACGCCGCGCAAGCUGAGGAAGAGGCAUCGGACGACCGCGAACAAAGGCCUCCCAAGCGGAUCAAGCUCGAAUCGAACGACUCGACCACAUCUCAUCACCUUGCUUCACCGCCUGCCGACGAUACGGAUGCAGCCGACAACACCACACUGCAGUCCCAGCUCGGGCCCCUAAGCAAGCAAAUCCUCAAUCUCAAGGUCCGCUAUCUCUCUGCUCCGAAAAACAUCAUCUUUCGCGAGCGUUCGUGGAAAAAUUGCAACUCAUCCGACGACCUCUUCAUGCAAGCCAUAACCGCCAACCUACUGCGGUCUUCAAGCGACAAACGUCCACUGAAAGCCACCAUCAAAUUCUGCGCCAAUGGGGACGACGACAACGGCGAGGAGGACAGGACAGUGGCUGAAGUACGAUUGAUGAAAGGCGAUCCUGCCGACUUUCAGGCAUUGGUAGAUGAGAUUGCUCGCGUGGGUCUGGUCAAGACUGAGGAUGAAGAUGGUGAAGGUAAGGGGCUCGAGGGCAUGUAUAUCGAGGUGCGUGUUCUUUGA